UGGCAACGGUGCGUCAGUAGCAUCCAGCCUGUGCUUUCGUACAGUAAGGGUUUUCUUCGAAUUUUACGUAAAAAUCAUGUGUUCCAGUUUUAUAUAGCCCACGAUGUUCAGGGUCAAACGUACCUAAAAUACAGUGGAGUAAAUAGAUACGUUUGCCAAGUAUCACUGCAACUACUGUGAGGAAGAUGUCAACGGGCUGAGAGUACGGUGUUUAGAGUGUGAAGACUUCGAUCUUUGUUUACAGUGCUUUGCUUGUGGUGCUGAGAUUGGUAAACACAAACGUGAACACGGUUACCAAUUUAUGGCCGGUGUUUUCCAGGAUACAGGAAACUUUAGCAUUUUCCCCGGUCAAGGACACUGGACAGCCCGUGAGGAAGUAAGAUUACUAGAUGCAAUAGAACAAUACGGGUAUGGCAACUGGGAAGAUAUUGCUCGCCACAUUGAAACAAGAUCCCCAGAUGAGGCUAGGAAUAAAUACAUCAGCAGUUACAUAGAUGGCAACAUUGGCCGUGCAUCGUGGAAACCUGCACUUGAAAGAUUGCAGCUUCCUGUUGAACAUGCCAACGCCUCAGAGACAGGUCCCCUGUCCCCAACUUUGGGCUCCUCUCUUCCUUCACAACCUCUUUCCUCAGAAGAAAAUACAAUCCUUGGGUAUAUGCCACACAGAGAUGAUUUUGAAAGAGAAUGGGAUAAUGAUGCCGAAGCAAUGAUAGCUCCUCUUUUUAUUCAUCCUGUUGAUGAUGAAGAUAUAGAUAUAGCACUUAAAUUAACUCAGGUAGAUAUGUAUAUGAGAAGACUAAGAGAACGGUCUAGAAGAAAACGUGUUGUACGAGAUUUUCAGUUAGUGCCGCAAUUCUUCAAGAAGGAGAGAGAAAAAACACAAAUACCUUUAAAGAAAAAAAAUAAAGAAGAUAAAGAGGUUAUAGCUGAAAAACUACGUACAAUCAGUCAAUUUCAAACUGCAAGUGAACAUGCAAACUUAAUUAAUUCCAUGGUUCGUGAAAGAGAGCUCAGAACGCGAAUAAGAGAGCUUUUAAGAUAUCGUCGUAAUGGUAUAAGACAUGUUGAAGAGUGUCACGAAUUUGAAGUAGCAAGAUCUAGGAGAGAUAAGAAAAAAGAAAAUAGAAAAAAAGGAGCCAGCCUGCCUCAGAUUCCGACUCAAAUGGACCUGUCCGCAAAGUCAAAAGAAAACGACGCAAGAAGUCCGAAAUGUUUAGUCGAAAAAAAAUUCACGCCUCUCGAUACUGGCGGUGGAAGAUGGCUCAGCGGGAACUUGAACGGCAGCGGCAUGAACAGGAGCGACUCCAUGCUGAAUUGGGAGACCGGGAACAGCAUACAACAAACACAACAGGGGGCAGCAGCAGGGGGGAAUGAUGACCCAGUUCCCAUUUCAUCUUUACCAGGGUACCAUCUGUUGUCUCAGAGAGAGAGGAAGUUGUGUGCCUCAUCAAAUAUCAAACCAUCCCAGUACAUUGCUUACAAGGCCGUUUUGCUAAAGGAUGAAGGUGACAAACAGCAGGCAGGAGUGAGCCCAGCAACGCGAGGUGGUGUAUGCUGUCCCCAAGGACUAGACUCCCAUACACAGAGGCUGAUCACUACUUUCAUGACCCAAGCAGGAUGGAUUUCUUUUACUUGACCAUCUUUAAGUUUAUGGGUUUAACCCCAGCCAAACAUUUUUACUGGAUUUUUAUGAAAACUGUAAAUUCUUAUUUGGUAAUUUUUUAUUACAUUAGUAGUAGCUUUUAUUGUGAUGAAUAUUAUAAGAGUAAGCCAUGAUGAUUGGGCAUUUUUUCUGUUAGUGAUAAAAUUAGAUACUUAAAUUCUUAAAAGAAACCAUCUCUUCAAAUUUUUAUUGGGCAUUUAUGAGUUGCUGGGUAAGUCUGCUUAGAUUACUUCUUAGCCAAGACCUGAAGACAUACUUGCAUUCUUUUAGUUUAUCAAGUCUGUGUACUGUGGUGAUGGUUGUAUUUUUUAAGGUUGCAUUGUAUUUGAUUAUUUUACAAAUGAUUUUUGAGUCUCUGAGAGGUAUAACAAAGUCAAAGAGCUCCAAAUACAUAUGACUCGAUUCUAGUCAGAUUACUUUAUGUAUACUCUGCUCAAAAUUAAAUUUCGUUUUUAUUGGUUGAUCAUGAAAAGCAGUUUAUAUACUCUUGAUAUUCUGUUGGUAAGUUGUAUUAACACCUUUCAUUUUGACUAACUGUCUAUUUGCACCAAAAAUUGUAAUGCUGUAGUUAUUAUAUAAGCUAUUAUGACAGUAAUAUUCAAAUCUUGGUUAGACAAGCCCAUUUUAAUAGCGUCACUUUGACUAGGUUCCAAAAGUGGAGAUUAUUUUAAUCUUAAUGAAUCUCUUUUUUUGGAGCCUCUGUGGUAAAUAUAGCCAAAUACAUGAGAACCAAAAUGCUGAUAAGUUCUACAGGCCUAGAAAGAUACAGAACCAUCCACAAGACUGUAGUCUACAUGAACACCAAAUACUGUACUUGUAUUAAUAGUCAAUUUCACUAGUUGAGUGGCUGACAGGUGUUUGUACUACUUAUCAUUAGAUAUCAGUAUUUAAGAUAUAUAAUUUUUUUAUGUGGAAAUUUUCAUAUUUUGUCUACUUUCAUUGUUUUUUUGAAGGUGCACAUCUAUAAGAAAAUUAUUAUUUUAGUAAUAAGGAGAAUUUUUUAUACAAAUUUAUGUACCUGGAUAUUUAUCAUUUUUUUAAUUAAAAAUCCUUGGCUA
Messenger RNA from Macrobrachium nipponense, 2721 nucleotides. Its product is annotated as transcriptional adapter 2-beta-like. Gene Ontology annotation, biological process: chromatin remodeling; regulation of transcription by RNA polymerase II. The record is from RefSeq and is a predicted model, not a curated record. Lineage: Eukaryota; Metazoa; Arthropoda; Malacostraca; Decapoda; Palaemonidae. Gene Ontology annotation, molecular function: transcription coactivator activity; chromatin binding; zinc ion binding. The coding region runs from base 302 to 1636 and encodes 444 amino acids. The transcript is spliced from 13 exons. Gene Ontology annotation, cellular component: nucleus; SAGA-type complex.